GAAUUUCUGCCGUGUGGUUUUUACUCGGCCCCGCAACCCUCCGGCACGGCCCCUCCGGACCAUUCUCAACCGAGCCCCGGGGUGAUCAGACCCUGCCACCAACUCCCCCCCACGCAUCUGCUCUGCUUCAGCCCCAGGAAGCACCCCGAGGAGGGAGGACAGACACGAGGCAGCCCCAUGAGCCACCGCUCACCCCGCACCGUGCCAACCUUGAGCCCCUGAGUGCGCACCCACUGCCCUGGGGUCCACAGCGAUGUGACAUGGGGACAGCAAGGUGCAGAUCAUCCUAACAGCCACAGCAGCCCUACAUGCCCAUGCCUCCAGCCGAGCCCACUGAGCCCCAGCCUCCAGCAUGUCCCAGCUCUCCUCCACACUGAAACGGUACGUUGACUCGUCCCGCUAUGCCGAGAACACCUACAGCAAGAUGCCCAGCGGCUACAGCUCCUACACCUCCUACGGCUCCACCUAUGCCUAUGCAGACAGAGACAAAAUCGGCUUCAAAUCCAGCUACCUGCCCUCCCCUCGGUACCACCACAGCAGACUGUCCCCAACCAGCGGCUAUGACAGCUGCCGCCUGCCCCUGUACCCCGACUCCAGCAUCCGCCUGAGCCCCGCUUACAUCCGCACACAGCCGCCGGGCGGGGGGCUGAGCGGGGGCUCUUGCUACUCCUUCACCGGGACCCCCGGCAGCCCCUCUGGCUACGUGUCCACCUCCACACUUCUCAGCCGUCGCAGAGCCAUCAGCCACUCGGACCUGGCGCAGGAGUUUUCGGGGCUGCACACGUCAGACAGCGCCUACGCAUCCAGCCCCAGUGCUCUGUACCAGGCCGCCACGCGCUCUGACUACGUCCGCGAUUACCUGCAGAAGAGCAGCCACUGCAGCCUGCCCUCCAGCCCCUCCAGCAGCCAGCUCUGUGAAAGGGAUGAUGGUUAUGGCAGCACGCAUGGCCCUGACCCCAUGAGCUCCAAGGUGGUGCAGGGGCUGACUGGACUGCGGAACCUCGGCAAUACGUGCUUCAUGAACUCCAUCCUGCAGUGCCUGAGUAACACCAAGGAGCUGCGGGAUUACUGCCUGCAGAACCAGUACCUGCGGGACCUCAACAACAACAGCCGCAUGCGCACCGCGCUCAUGUCAGAGUUCGCAAAGCUGAUCCAGCUGCUCUGGACCUCAUCCCCCAACGACAGCGUGAGCCCCUCCGAGUUCAAGACGCAGAUCCAGAGAUACGCCCCACGCUUUGUUGGAUACAACCAGCAGGAUGCACAGGAGUUCCUGCGCUUCCUCCUGGAUGGGCUGCACAGCGAGGUGAACCGCGUGCUGGUGCGGCCGCGGGCCAAUGCUGACACCCUGGACCACCUCCCUGAUGAUGAGAAGAGCCGCCAGAUGUGGCGGAGGUACCAGGAGCGGGAGGACAGCCGUGUUAGUGAUCUCUUCGUUGGGCAGCUGAAGAGCUCGCUGACCUGCAGUGAGUGCGGCUACUGUUCCACAGCCUUUGACCCCUUCUGGGACCUCUCCCUGCCCAUCCCCAAGAAAGGCUACGGGGAAGUCACCCUGAUGGACUGCCUGCGGCUCUUCACCAAAGAGGACAUUCUGGAUGGGGAUGAGAAACCGACGUGUUGUCGCUGCAAAGCCAGGACGCGGUGCACGAAGAAAUUCAGCAUCCAGAAGUUCCCCAAGAUCCUGGUGCUCCACCUGAAACGCUUCUCAGAGGCCAGGAUACGAGCCAGCAAGCUCACCACCUUCGUCAACUUCCCGCUGAAGGACCUGGACCUGAGGGAGUUCGCCUCGCAGAGCUGCAACCACGCCGUUUACAACCUCUACGCCGUCUCCAACCACUCGGGCACCACCAUGGGAGGACACUACACUGCCUACUGCAAGAGCCCCAUCUCCAGCGAGUGGCACAGCUUCAAUGAUUCCCGCGUCACCCCGAUGUCCUCCAGCCACGUACGCAGCAGCGAUGCCUACCUGCUCUUCUACGAGCUGGCCAGCCCAUCCUCACGCAUGUAGCCGGCCCCUGGGCACCCCUCAGAGCCUCCUACUUGGAUUUUGGCACCCCAAGAACAGUAGAAAGCCCCGAGAUGAGGGCAGAAACCAAGUAGCCCCGGUGCCUCCAGGCCUCUGGUGUUUGCUUUUUACCCUGGGGUAGGUUUUUCUUUUUUCUUUCUGAUGUGUAAUAAAAAUACUGAGCAAGGGGCCUGGAGCUGCCUGCUCCCACCAAGGACCUUGGGGA
This is a messenger RNA of Tympanuchus pallidicinctus (lesser prairie-chicken), 2228 nucleotides long. RefSeq names its product ubiquitin specific peptidase 2 (gene USP2). Bases 353 to 2005 code for a protein of 550 amino acids. The transcript has 14 exons. Gene Ontology annotation, cellular component: cytoplasm. The record is from RefSeq and is a predicted model, not a curated record. Gene Ontology annotation, molecular function: cysteine-type deubiquitinase activity. NCBI's taxonomy places the organism in Eukaryota, Metazoa, Chordata, Aves, Galliformes, Phasianidae. Gene Ontology annotation, biological process: protein deubiquitination.